CUCAUGAAACGGUCAACAUUCAACUCUUUUGCUAUACGUUCAUCCAUCUAGCUAAUGUACAUCUAGCAUUUACUAGCAAGCAUGUAUCUUUCAAGGGUAGCCUCAUGUGAGGUAUUUCCAAUUGCAGCAUCACAGCAAAACCUGCUUGCUGAUCUUGUUUACUUUUCUGGUUCCUCGGUAUAGGAUAUCGGAUAUCGGGAUAAAAGCUCCCAGACAGACAAGCAAACAAAAGCAGCGUUACUAACUUCCCCACAUUCUCCAUCAUUUUCUCCAUACACUCCUUCCCCAUUCAACCAACUAUCACCCGAGAGGCUGCUCGCAUUCGUUCAUUCGUCAGCCUUUACGCUUGCCGCAUCUAUCCGCUUCAUCUGGUGGUUAUUACCACAACUCCCAGAUUCCAACUUCUUCUUUUCCAAUUUUCCUUGCAAAAUCUUGGAUUGAAAAUUGGAUUAUGAAGAUGAGGGUAAAUUUGAGGACAACUGCACCUGCUGUGCGGUCAGUAUUCCGAUCUGUUCAGCAAAGAGGUUUCUCAUCUUCAAUGGGAAGGCAGGCACAAUGGGGAUUUAUUGGUCUUGGUCAAAUGGGUAUGUUUACUUCUAUAUACCAAAAUGAUGAAUCAAUUGCUAACAUCACGUAGGAUACAAUAUGGCGAGAAAUCUCCAAGCAAAAUUACCUUCUGCCGAUACGAUUCGAGUAUAUGAUAUCAAUACUGAUGUAGUGGAGAGAUUCACGAAAGACACAAAAGCUCUUGGAAGUGGUGCUACCGUAGAAGCUGCAACCAAUGUUAGAGAAGCUGCCGAAAAUUCUGUAAGUUAUUCCACUUAUUUUCUUUACGCCUUGAAUUUCUUCCAUAUUUAUGUGAUGAGUUUGUUCCAUGAAUGAUCUAAGUUGGGGUCAACCGUCUUGGUUGAUCUUCUAAUGAUUUUUAUAUUAUACAACAAAGCCAAUCCUCUGAUUUAUUACAAUUAAUUGCCUAUUUUAUCUUGAUAUACAUGUCUUUCAAAUUGCUAAUAGUUAAUGUUUACAGGAAGUUACCAUUACCGUUUUACCUGAACCAUCACAUGUGCAAAGUGUCUUUGGUCAGAUACUUAAGCCUCCACUCUCUACAUCUGUAGUUGCCAAUUCAGACCGUCUCUUCAUUGAUUGUUCUACAAUUGACCCAACGUCUUCCAAAGAAGUUGCUAGGGCAGUUCACACUACGCAACAAGGUCGAUUCGUUGAUGCACCAAUGUCAGGGGGUGUUGUUGGCGCAACCGCGGGAACUUUAACCUUCAUGCUUGGUGCUCCAGAUGAUCUGGUAGAUCGUGUAAGUCCAAUACUCACGAUGAUGGGCAAGAGAGUUUUACAUUGCGGACCCCAAGGAGCAGGUCUUUCUGGAAAGCUCACCAACAAUUACCUUCUGGCUAUCAACAACAUUGCCACAGCUGAAGCAAUGAACCUAGGAAUCACGCUGGGUCUCGAUCCACAAGUUCUAGGUAAUCUGAUCAACAGCAGCACUGGCAAAUGUUGGCCAAGUGAACUCAAUAAUCCAGUUAAAGGUGUAGUAGCUGGCGCACCAGUCGAGAGAGAUUACAGUGGAGGAUUUGGUAUCAGUCUUAUGAGGAAAGAUUUAGGACUUGCAUUGAAAGCAGCAGAAGAAGUUCAGGCCAAACUUGAGCUUGGUAAUAGAGCUCAAGAGGUUUAUGAAACUGUAGAACAACAGGAGAAUUGUAAAGGCAAAGACUUCUCUGUUGUGUAUAAAUAUAUUAGUGGUUCGGCGUAGUCAUGCUACGAUGAGUUCAAUAGACUUUAAUGAGGAUGAAUAAAUAUACACUACCACGAAGAAUUUUUAG
Molecule: messenger RNA, 1832 nt
Organism: Sclerotinia trifoliorum
Lineage: Eukaryota; Fungi; Ascomycota; Leotiomycetes; Helotiales; Sclerotiniaceae
Source: the annotation of a GenBank genome assembly